Messenger RNA from Phyllostomus discolor (pale spear-nosed bat), 870 nucleotides. Its product is annotated as ferritin light chain. The transcript is spliced from 4 exons. NCBI's taxonomy places the organism in Eukaryota, Metazoa, Chordata, Mammalia, Chiroptera, Phyllostomidae. The record is from RefSeq and is a predicted model, not a curated record. Gene Ontology annotation, cellular component: cytoplasm. Gene Ontology annotation, biological process: iron ion transport; intracellular iron ion homeostasis. Gene Ontology annotation, molecular function: ferrous iron binding; ferric iron binding. Bases 208 to 735 code for a protein of 175 amino acids.
CGCCUCUCACAGUGCCAUCGGCGGUCCUGGGAUCUGUCUCUUGCUUCAACAGGGUUUGGACGGAACAGACCUAGGGACGCCUCUCCCUCCCAACUCCCUUCCACCUUCUUUUUUAGUCACAAUCUUCGAAACCACCUCAGCCUUCCUCAGCCUCCGAGACCAGCCGGCACCGUUUUUUCGACCUUAAUUCUUCACUGCCGAACAACCAUGAGCUCCCAAAUUCGCCAGAAUUAUUCUACCGAGGUGGAGGCGGCGGUCAACCGCCUGGCCAACCUGUAUCUGCGGGCCUCCUACACCUACCUCUCUCUGGGCUUCUAUUUCGACAGGGACGAUGUGGCUCUGCAAGGCGUGGGCCACUUCUUCCGAGAGUUGGCGGAGGAGAAGCGUGAGGGUUCUGAGCGUCUCCUAAAGCUGCAAAACCAGCGCGGUGGCCGCAUUCUUCUCCAGGACGUGGCGAAACCUUCCCAAGAUGAGUGGGGUAAAACUCAGGACGCCAUGGAAGCAGCCUUGGCCUUGGAGAAGACCCUGAACCAGGCCCUUUUGGAUCUGCAUGCCCUGGCUUCUACCCGCACAGACCCUCAUGUCUGUGACUUUCUGGAGAACCAUUUCCUGGACGAGGAGGUGAAGCUCCUCAAGAAGAUGGGCGACCACCUGACUAACAUCCGCAGGCUGGGCGGCCCCCAGGCUGGGAUGGGAGAGUAUCUCUUCGAAAGGCUCACCCUCAAGCACGACUAGGAAGCCUUUGGAGCCCAGAGGCCUUCGAGGGGCCCCUCUGCAUCCCCCUGGUGUCUGGCUUUGGCCUGAGCCUGAUAACCCUGGAACCCUCUCCCAUUGCAUUGGACCAAAUGGAAACAAUAAAGCUUUCUGCAG